Messenger RNA from Branchiostoma floridae (Florida lancelet), 663 nucleotides. RefSeq names its product C-type lectin BpLec-like. The transcript has 4 exons. Lineage: Eukaryota; Metazoa; Chordata; Leptocardii; Amphioxiformes; Branchiostomatidae. The record is from RefSeq and is a predicted model, not a curated record. Bases 1 to 663 code for a protein of 220 amino acids.
AUGCCGGGACGGCAGCAGGACCAGGACAAGGACCAGGCUAGCAACACUGACACCACGCACAUGCAGAAGCGCCAGACUAAUUGGUGGUGGUCGAUGGCUGACGCAGCUGCGAGUAACGCCAAUCCUGUGUACGUCACCAGAACAGCGACCUCCGACACAGCCACUGAAAAGACGGCGGGUAGCUGUCUGAGCAAAAAGCUGUGGGCCGCGAUACCGUUUGUGCUUGUCGUUAUUGUGGUUUUCGUGGCUUUACUUGCAGGUUAUUCGAAUCUACGUGGAGCCUGCUACAAAGCGUUCAACACCUUGGUGAACUUCGGGGACGCUAUCCUGCACUGUCGUCUGGAUGGUGGUACACUCGCCAUGCCCCGGGACCCGGCCACCAACGACUUCCUCAUCUCCCUCAAAAACCACGUCAACCCCAAUGCCCGCUUCUGGAUUGGACUGCACGACCAGCGAAGGGAAGGACACUUCGAGUGGAUGGAUGGAGUUGCACUUGGAAGGUACAAGCCGUGGGAUUCACAUCAACCAGAUGAUGCUAAAGACAAGGAGGACUGCGUUCAAUACUUUAUGUACACUGAGUCCCGCUUUGGAGCAAACAAGUGGAAUGAUGCUGACUGCAAUGAUCCAUUUCCCUUCAUAUGCCAGGUGACUCCAGAUGCCUGA